Molecule: messenger RNA, 261 nt
Organism: Phaeoacremonium minimum UCRPA7
Lineage: Eukaryota; Fungi; Ascomycota; Sordariomycetes; Togniniales; Togniniaceae
Exons: 1
Coding region: 1-261 (86 amino acids)
Source: RefSeq, a predicted model, not a curated record
AUGACAAGCAUCAGCCCGCCCACGACCACCCACAGCUUCUCAUCCGCCACCACCGCAACACCCAACAGGAUCAGCUACUACGAGCCCACUGACGCAGAGACGCCCGCCGAGGAGCGCUUCGUCAACCCGACGUCGGGCCGCAAGCUGCGCAACACGUCCUUUUAUGGGCGGCACAGCAACGACUGGCUGUUCGGCUCCGUCGAGGUGAAGAAGUCCAUCCGCAACUUCUUCUCCCGCAAGCACAGGAAGCCGGCGUACUAA